GGGCCCGCGCGCAGCCGCCGCCGCCGCCGCCGCGCGAGGAGCCAGGAUGGUCCUGGUCCACGUCGGCUAUUUCGUGCUUCCAGUGUUUGGCUCUGUGCGAAACAGAGGUGCCCCCUUUCAAAGGUCUCAGCAUCCUCACGCUACCUCCUGCCGCCACUUCCAUCUGGGCCCCCCGCAACCGCAGCAGCUCGCUCCCGACUUCCCCCUGGCCCACCCGGUGCAGUCGCAGCCGGGCCUCAGCGCCCACAUGGCCCCGGCCCACCAGCACAGCGGCGCCCUGCACCAGUCGCUGACCCCGCUGCCCACCCUGCAGUUCCAGGACGUCACAGGUCCCUCCUUCCUACCUCAGGCCCUGCACCAGCAAUACCUCCUGCAGCAGCAGCUCCUGGAAGCCCAGCACCGCAGGCUCCUCUCGCACCCCAGGCGGAGUCAGGAGCGAGUGUCUGUCCACCCUCACCGCCUCCACCCCAGCUUCGACUUUGGCCACCAACUACAGACACCUCAGCCCAGGUAUUUGGCUGAGGGCACUGACUGGGAUCUCAGUGUGGACACCGGCUUGAGUCCCGCUCAGUUCCAGGUGCGGCCCAUGCCUCAGCACUAUCAGCAUUACCUAGCGACUCCUCGAAUGCACCACUUUCCCCGAAACUCCUCCUCCACGCAGAUGGUCGUCCAUGAAAUCCGAAACUACCCUUACCCUCAGCUUCACUUCCUUGCUCUCCAGGGACUGAAUGCCAGCAGACACACCUCCGCUGUGCGGGAGAGCUAUGAGGAGCUGCUGCAGCUCGAGGACAGGUUGGGAAAUGUGACUCGGGGAGCCGUACAGAACACCAUUGAGAGGUUCACCUUCCCCCACAAGUACAAGAAGCGAAGACCCCAGGACGGCAAGGGCAAGAAGGAAGAGGGGGAGGAGUCAGACACAGAUGAGAAAUGCACAAUCUGUCUGUCUCUGCUGGAAGAUGGAGAAGAUGUGAGGCGCCUACCCUGUAUGCAUCUCUUUCACCAACUGUGUGUGGACCAGUGGCUCGCCAUGAGCAAGAAAUGCCCCAUCUGCCGAGUGGACAUUGAGACACAACUGGGAGCUGACAGCUGAGGGAGGAAUUAGCCCGUGGACGCCCCAUUUUCCUUCACCAGGUCCCCCCACGGCCAUAGCCCUUGCAGCCAAACUUUGCCUUCUGAGCCAUUUGAUGUAGAGGAUAAGCCUGCAAGCACAUUUUGUGGAAAGAGGAGUUGGUGGUAUCCGUGUCUGAGGAAAGGAGGGGGUGGGGGAGGCCCACCUGUGCAGAGUGGUGACUGCCCCGUCCGUCCGUCCAUGUCCAUCUGCCUGCUUUGUGGGAGGGAGGGAGCUGGCAG
Messenger RNA from Eubalaena glacialis (North Atlantic right whale), 1350 nucleotides. RefSeq names its product arkadia (RNF111) C-terminal like ring finger ubiquitin ligase 2C (gene ARK2C). NCBI's taxonomy places the organism in Eukaryota, Metazoa, Chordata, Mammalia, Artiodactyla, Balaenidae. Gene Ontology annotation, molecular function: zinc ion binding; ubiquitin protein ligase activity. Gene Ontology annotation, biological process: motor neuron axon guidance; positive regulation of BMP signaling pathway. The record is from RefSeq and is a predicted model, not a curated record. The coding region runs from base 47 to 1090 and encodes 347 amino acids. The transcript has 8 exons.